Messenger RNA from Ochotona curzoniae (black-lipped pika), 993 nucleotides. RefSeq names its product partner of NOB1 homolog (gene PNO1). Bases 37 to 795 code for a protein of 252 amino acids. NCBI's taxonomy places the organism in Eukaryota, Metazoa, Chordata, Mammalia, Lagomorpha, Ochotonidae. Gene Ontology annotation, cellular component: nucleolus. Gene Ontology annotation, molecular function: RNA binding. The transcript is spliced from 7 exons. The record is from RefSeq and is a predicted model, not a curated record.
ACGUGUUGGCGCUUUGGGGGCUGCAGGUUCCCGGCGAUGGAAACCGAGAUGGAGGCGCAGGCCCCUGGGGCCGAAGAUGGCUUCACUCAAGUCACUCGCAAGGGCGGCCGGCGCGCGAAGAAACGGCAGGCUGAGCAGCUGUCCGCACCGGGGGAGGGCGGCGAUGGAGGCCGCAUGGACACCGAGGAGGGCCGGCCGGCCAAGAGGCCGGUCUUCCCGCCGCUGUCCGGGGACGGGCUCCUGAGUGGGAAAGAAGAAAUGAGGAAAAUCCCAGUCCCAGCUAACAGAUAUACUCCACUGAAAGAAAACUGGAUGAAGAUAUUUACUCCUAUUGUGGAACAUUUGGGACUGCAGAUUCGCUUUAACUUGAAAUCAAGGAAUGUGGAGAUUAGAACUUGUAAAGAAACCAAGGAUGUCAGUUCCCUGACCAAAGCUGCUGAUUUUGUGAAAGCAUUUCUUCUUGGCUUUCAGGUGGAGGAUGCGCUGGCCCUCAUCAGACUGGAUGACCUCUUCUUGGAGUCCUUUGAAAUAACCGAUGUUAAGCCCCUAAAGGGAGACCACUUGUCCAGGGCAAUAGGGAGGAUUGCUGGCAAAGGCGGAAAAACCAAAUUCACCAUAGAGAAUGUGACACGGACUCGGAUAGUACUGGCUGAUGUGAAGGUUCAUAUUCUUGGCUCUUUCCAAAAUAUCAAGAUGGCAAGAACUGCCAUUUGCAAUCUCAUUCUGGGAAAUCCUCCAUCGAAGGUCUAUGGCAAUAUUCGAGCUGUGGCUAGCAGGUCAGCAGAUCGAUUCUGAUUUCACCUGAGGCUUUCUAUCUUUGGACUCUGAAGACCUGACUGCAGGUGGUCCCACGAAACCAUGCCACUUUGUGCCUCCUUUCCUUCUUCAUUCUCAGCAAGCUGCAUAAAUGCAAAGGUUUACUACCAAUAUAAAUGUCAAAACCUAAUAUUGUUAAUAUACUUAGACAUUAAAUAUAAUUUACCUUUUUUAAAG